UUUACUUUCUUCUCUCAACAUGUUCAAGAUUUUGCUUGUCUGCGCUUUGUUCGCUUUGGCUUUGGCCAAUGAUGAAGUUCUCAAGUCCGUGAAUGAAGUUAACCCCGAUGGCUUCAGAAUUGAGAGCGCUCUAUCUGAUGGAUCCGCACAGGAAGCCACUGGUGAUGUGCAUGGCAACAUCCAUGGCAGCUUCGAAUGGGUCUCCAAGGAGGGUGAACACAUCCGUGUCCAAUACGUAGCCGAUGAGAAUGGAUACCAGCCCCAGAGCGAUAUCCUGCCCACUCCACCACCAAUCCCAGCGGCUAUUGCUCGCGCCAUCGAAUGGAUCGCUGCCCAUCCCAGCAAGGAUGCUCACUAAAAUAUCCCUACGCCUUUCGACCACCAUCAAUGAAUCGCUGAUCAAUCAUAUAAAAUAAUCAGAAAAAUAAAUAAA
Molecule: messenger RNA, 433 nt
Organism: Drosophila willistoni
Lineage: Eukaryota; Metazoa; Arthropoda; Insecta; Diptera; Drosophilidae
Product: larval cuticle protein III/IV
Exons: 2
Coding region: 20-358 (112 amino acids)
Cellular component (GO): chitin-based extracellular matrix
Molecular function (GO): structural constituent of chitin-based larval cuticle
Source: RefSeq, a predicted model, not a curated record